Messenger RNA from Seminavis robusta, 723 nucleotides. Lineage: Eukaryota; Bacillariophyta; Bacillariophyceae; Naviculales; Naviculaceae. The record is from the annotation of a GenBank genome assembly.
AUGAAUACUAACGCAAAGCAACAAUACACCUACCGAUCAGAAGACUGGCCGUGGGUUUGGGCCAUCCGGAAUCCGGAAAUACUCGAUUGCAACAGGGCUCUCCAACAAGAUGAGAUUAGGACACUUGCUCUGAUGCAGAACCAAAUCCGAUACGUUCCGCUCCCAGUUUCGGAUAAUCUGUUGAUCGGAUGUAGGCACAGUGUUCUCAAUUCGGAAGUUCUAAAAGAAAUGGGGAUCACUCACGUCCUUAACAUGGCUGGUCCCCACUGCAAACUUCCUGUUGAAGACUUUGUCAAGACUGGCAUCGUUUACAAGGAACUUGAUGCCCAAGACGACGAAGAGUACCCCUUGUUGGAAUUGCAUUGGCAGGAAGCAAGGGUCUUCAUCAAUGGAGCAAGAGAGAAGAAUGGGAAGUGCGUGGUGAAUUGUGGCGGUGGAAUGAAUCGGUCGGGACUGAUUGUUGCCGCAGCAAUGCUGUGUGAGGAGGACAAGAAGAGGACUGUGUUGGAAGUGGUCCGCGAUCUUCGAAAAGUUCGGGGAAAUUGGGCGUUGGCAAAUGAGUUUUUCCAGGAGCAGCUUGUGGCCUUGGCGCGAAGCCACGGUCGUUUGGGACCCGCCCCUGGUGAGGAUGGAUCGUUUGUUGACGAGAGCCCCCCAGCAGAAGUUAUGCGCGUCUCAGAAGCGGAGCAACCAGAUGGGCUUUUGCUUCUCACUAAUUACUAG